CUCUCCUCCUCCUCCUUAUCUGUAUGAUCUCUCUCUCUCUCUUUCUCUCUAUAUAUACGUCCUUCUCCUCUACCACUUCCUCAGCAAUUUCCUUCCCCUACUUGUAAUUUCUUGUCUUUCGUAUCAGCUGAUCGACCAGCAGCAAUGGCGUUUUCCGGCAAGCUUGACGUGGAGGUGGAGGUGAAGACCGGCGCAGAAGAGUUCUGGCAAAGCAUAAGAGAGUCCACCACCCUCUUCCCCAAGGCCGUGCCUCACCAGUACAAGAGCAUCCAUGUCCUCGAAGGCGACGGCAAGUCCGUCGGCUCCGUUCGCGUGGUGCAUUUCGCCGAAGGGUCGCCGCUGGUUAAGACGACGGAGGAGAAGAUCGAAGCGGUGGAUGAGGAGAAGAAGACGGUGGCCUACAGCGUGGUGGGCGGCGACAUCCUGAAAUACUACAAGAACUUCAAGGCGACGCUGGUGGUGAGCUCCAAAGACGGGGGGAGCAAGGUGAAGUGGGACUGCCAGUUUGAGAAGGCGAGCGAAGAGGUUCCGAGUCCAAACCUCAUCAGAGACUUCGCCGUCCAGACCUUCCAGGACCUUGAUGCUUAUCUCCUGGCGGCCGCUGCAAAUUAAUUAAUUAGGGUUUCCUUAUUUCCUCUUUCUGGAACCUUAAUUAGUUAUUAUAUAUGGCGAAAUGAAAUCGGUGGUGGCGUAGUACUAAAUAAUGUGGAGCACUUGAGCUCUGCAAAUCGUCUUUCUUCUUCUUCUUCUCAAGUUGUGGUUUUUAGUCCACUCUUCUGUGAACGUCUUCUGCCUGUUCUUGCAGUUGCAGGUUAUAGACAUUAUACUAAUGGAAUAUUGCAUUUUACAGUGGGGCUUCAGUUUC
This is a messenger RNA of Diospyros lotus (date-plum), 865 nucleotides long. Its product is annotated as MLP-like protein 423. Lineage: Eukaryota; Viridiplantae; Streptophyta; Magnoliopsida; Ericales; Ebenaceae. The transcript is spliced from 2 exons. The coding region runs from base 145 to 612 and encodes 155 amino acids. Gene Ontology annotation, biological process: defense response; abscisic acid-activated signaling pathway. The record is from RefSeq and is a predicted model, not a curated record. Gene Ontology annotation, molecular function: abscisic acid binding; signaling receptor activity; protein phosphatase inhibitor activity.